Messenger RNA from Thermothelomyces thermophilus ATCC 42464, 849 nucleotides. RefSeq lists its product as uncharacterized. The transcript has 3 exons. The record is from RefSeq and is a predicted model, not a curated record. Bases 1 to 849 code for a protein of 282 amino acids. NCBI's taxonomy places the organism in Eukaryota, Fungi, Ascomycota, Sordariomycetes, Sordariales, Chaetomiaceae.
AUGAUCGCAUCACCUUGCGUCUCUCGUCCGGGGAAGAAGAAUGGAAACAGUCCACGAGUUAGGAAACGGCAGAAGCCGAUCGCGCUCACGGUCCCGGGGCAACAGAUCGCUAAGCCUAUCGUGUGGCCGGCAGAGCUCACAAGACAAAAACCAGCGAGGCGCAAAAUCUCCAUUCCCCAGACCGCAUUCGAGCAGCUUCCACCUCUCCCUGAUGCUGCAAGAGGCUGGGAAGCGCCAGCACAUAUUCUGCCCGUCAGUAUCCCUCAGAGGCCUGCCGACAGCUCUGCAGCUUCGGUACUUGCUCAGCAAGAGCUGCUACGACACAAACAAUGUCUCGUGUAUCAAGAAGUCUCCCACUUUCUCUACAGCGAAACGACCUUCACCUUCGCCGGCUUCGGAGAGCUCGACGCGUUCCUGGACUGGAUCAGCCCCGAGACGGCGCUCUCCAUCCGGUCCGUCACCUUCAUCGCGCACAUGCUCCCGAACGGGACGGAACACUGCAAGGAGCUCAUUGGGGGCAACUACUUCCGCGGCGCGGGGCGCGACCACGUCGCCCUGUUCCGGCGCAUGCCAAACCUCCGCAAGCUCGACAUCCACUUCUUCCCCAGCGCCAUGCUGGCCUUCACGACCCAGUUUGUCGACAUGAUGAAACCGCUGGAGGAGCUGCCGCGAACCGUGGCCAUCGGGGUGGUGCUCCCGAGGGUCUACUACAAACAGGACAGAUCAGGGGACGGGUUGCCGUUUGUAGGUCGUUUCGGCGCCGGCGCGUCGUUUUAUUCUGUGGCGAGGCCGGUUAUUUUUGCAGGCGUUGUGGCCACUAGCUGUGAGGCGUACAGGAAGUUUUUCUGA